GUGCAAAAUCUCAAUGACAUCACGAAGUCUCUGAUAGGUAACAAGGCCAAUCAAAAGAUGGAUGCCUUCAAAGAGAUGCAUGCUCAGAUUUGGAAUGCAGAUCAACGUGUCUCUCCCAACUGGCUGCAAUUUCCCAUUGCAGUGGGUUUUGAGCUGUGCUGGCUCUACAUUGGACUCCCAGAAACCCUGGGUGAGCUCUCUUUCUACCUGCGCAUCUCUGGCGAGUGUGGUGGCAUUCUGAAACAUCGUGGACAAGUACCUGAUUGGAAAGAACUGAAGUCCAGUGGGCUGUCCUUGGUAUCACAAGUCGCUGCCUUUCUGGAAGCAAAUCUUCAGCAGCUGUUCAAGGGUGAGCUGACUCAUACCCGCACUCGACGCACUGGACAGCAUUUGACUUUGCGUGAACGUUUUGGGAUUGUGGACAGUGUCAGAACAGGAAAGUUUUUUACUUUGCCAAAGGCAUUGCUGGAUUCCAAAAGCAAGGCUAUGUCAGUGGCACUUCUUGCGUAUUGGGAUAUGGUGGGGAACUCAGCAAAGCCCAGUCCUCUGCUGAACAUCGGCGCCUAUGCCCCACCACUGGACCACGACUAUUCCAAGUUGGAGUUUGCUAGCAGGGCUAUCGAGCAUGCUUGGGACAUUGAAUCCUUUAAGUGGGUUGAGUCUGUUACUUCGCAUUCACACUCACCUUGCCUCUUUGGCGACAUUUUGGGGAUGGUGCCCAUCAAUGCGUUUGAUGCCACUGAUGGGUACAAUGGCAAGCUCCAGGGCAUCAUGAAUUGCAAUUUAUCGCAUCGGACGUGGUGCAUUGGAAAACACGAUGGUCGAUCAGUUUGUAGAGAAGAUCCCUUUAUGUUCCACAAGCCGACCUUGCAGAAGAGCCUCAAAGAUGACUAUUUGAAGCUCAAGUCCCCCAUGAAAGAUAUCACCUUUACUGAACUUGUCCAAAAGGUGGAAAUUGAGCUGAGCAAGAACCAGAAAUUUGAAGUCCUGGAGUUGCGUACCGGGGAGCAAAUGCUGAGUUGCAAGGGGAUUGUGAAGCCAUUGGGGCCAGCUUCUGAUGGGAAAACAUGGAUGAUUCGAAAGAGUGCACAGGGUAUCCCUUUCGUGACAGAUGGGGUGAAGAGCCGUUGGUGCAUGACUGUUUUCCAAGACCAUGCACCAAAAACUUCUUCCAUUGAAGAAGCUGCGGAACUACCAAGCUUGGAGGUAACUGAGACGAUUCUUGCAGAGUCCAGGGAUGCAAAUAAGAAUUCCAAUGACUCGACACGAGCAGAAUUGCCAGGGGUUUCUCCACAAGUUGGCAAGCUGGAGCCUGACAAGUCCAUGAAGGCCGUGUGUCAUUGUGGGAAAGGCCGUGCUGAAUGCCCAGAUUGCAAAGCUGGGUACAAUCAGGAGGUGGCAGCCGGACGUGCACCAAAACUAGUGAACCCAGGUAGUGAUGAUGAGAACUUGGUGCCACUUCAGGAUUCCAAGGAUGCCGACGAGAAUGACACCAAGAAACCAUCACGAGAUUCAGAUCCUGAUGCCCCAAAGCCACUCAUCAAAAAGGUACCUGUGUGCGCAUGCCAGGAGCAGCGGGAGGUGUGCCCAGAUUGUGGCAAGGGGUUCCUUGAGGUUGUGAAAAAAGGUGAAUUACCACUUUUCAAGGAGAUCGAAAUUGCCACCAAGCGGGUUGCCAUUUGUGAUUGUGGGGAACAUCGUGCUGAAUGUACUGCUUGCAAUGCUGGCUUCAUGACGGUCAUGCUCAAGGGAAAGACCCCAAAGUUCAAGGUGGUGCCUGUCGAUCCAUCAGACAAUCCCACGGGUACAGGAAACACGACACCAGCCCCUUUGCCUGCUCCUGCAGCUACGGCGAGCCCAGAAGUGCCGAGCCCAGAAGUGCCAAAAGAACCUCAGAAUGCAGCUGCACCAGCAACCGAUGAUGUUGCAGAGAAGGGUGGCGCUGUGGCUGCUGAUGCUGGAAAGGAAGGAUCUUCUGCCGUUGCGAUCGAGCCACCAGCAAAGAAACCCAAGGUUGAACCAGGCACACCAAGUGCCACAGCAUCCACCACAGCCAAGACGCCAUCGAUGUUCGAGAGCAGCAAGCAGCCGGGAAAAGGGAAGCCCGCCACCAAGAAGUGCACCACUGAUGUCACCACUGGUGCAAGCAUCAGCGUCAGCCAGUGCAUCAUCGAGUACGGCAUCUCCCCAGCCUGGCAUGAGUGUGAUAUGCAAGGCUUUGCCUUCAAAAGCAUGCUUGGUGCAAGAAGUCUUGCAAACGACUCUCGGCCAGUGCGGGGUGAUGCACUGAAUACCUCAGAUCGGACAGGAAUCUUGGUGAUCGUCAUGAACUCGACCCAAGCAGAAGGUGAUGGGCCCUGGGUACACGCACCACGUGCCCGUUUAUCUGACGUCGAAGAUGCUGACGAAGUCGACGGAGAUGAUGGCCAGGAUGUUGAUGUUGAAGAAGAACAAGUAGGUCCUGCAGCAGCACCCGUGGACCCGGUUCUUCUAUUGCACGACUUUACCAAGCUUGCACCAUACUGGGUGGCCGCAGGUGAUGCACGCGUGUGGUCCCACGCAACUUACUGGCAUGGAGCCCGCAAAAAAAUGACUGAAUUUGCAGCCCUGAAAGAAGCUGUGCUUUGGUUGUGGCGUGUACAUCGCGAGAUUGUUCCAACACACACG
This is a messenger RNA of Cladocopium goreaui, 2667 nucleotides long. NCBI's taxonomy places the organism in Eukaryota, Dinophyceae, Suessiales, Symbiodiniaceae. The record is from the annotation of a GenBank genome assembly.